AUGGCGAGUAAACCCCUCAAAGCAGCUAUGCUACCCUGUAAAACUGUUUGCUCCCAGGGUGAUCAUGGCUAAGCAAUGAUCAGUGUCUUUAUUUGCUGUCUUAGAAUUCUACAUAUUUAUGCAGCUAAAGGUAUGAGGGCGUAUACGUUGGCAGCUGCAGAACGAAUGAAAGAGCUGCAAAGACUUGAUGCCAAGGAGCACAGAGGAAAGACUCCUCUGCUGGUGGCUGUCACUGCCAGACAGCCAGCUAUUGUCUACGAUUUGAUCCAGAUAGGAGCAGAUGUUAAUGCUGUAGACAACAAAGGGCAGUCAGCUUUGCACCUCGCUGCAACAUAUGGCUAUGCCCAGGUUCUCCAGGUUAUACUGUCAUUAGGUUUCCCUCUUGAUUUAGAAAUGAAGGAUUUUGAAGGCCAUAGCCCGCUGCACUGUGCCGUUCUGGCCCAUAACGCCCUGCUCCGGGAGCAGCAGGGUCACCACACGAUAGUGGAGGAGCAGCAAAAGGAUUUUGAGCACCAGAGGGAAGAGCUGGAGUCCUGUAUCCAUCUCCUGGUGCAGACGGGAGCUUCCAUCUACAGCCGGGAUGUGAAAAGCAACAAGACAGUUCUUCAUUAUACAGUCCAGGAUGGAAACAUCUCCCUGCUGAGAUACUUCUUGGAGCUGAACACUUUCAAGUCCAAGGAUUUUGUCAACAACAAGGCUCACGGCAACACAGCUUUGCAUAUGGCAGCUGCAUUGCAUCGUGACAAGAACCAGAAAGAAAUCGUCCAGUUGCUCCUUGACCACGGGGCAGACCCAAGCAUCCGAAACUUAGACAACGAUCAGCCAAUCCACAUGACUCCUUCUGGGAAAGCUGGAGAUCAGAUUAGGCAUUUGCUGAAGAAAGGGAGAGUUGCAUCUGCAUUUGUUUCCUGUCACCGAAAUGCCAGAUCCUAG
Molecule: messenger RNA, 933 nt
Organism: Struthio camelus australis
Lineage: Eukaryota; Metazoa; Chordata; Aves; Struthioniformes; Struthionidae
Source: RefSeq, a predicted model, not a curated record